GAGAUGCAAAGACGGUUUCUACAAUCUCCAAUGUACGGAUAGAUGCAGCAGCUUCUGUCAAGGUGCAACAUGUUCCUUUGAGCUUGGUAAUUGCGCCCCAUGCGACAUGGGAUGGUACGGACAGAAAUGUGACGCUGUCUGCAGUCCGAACUGCAAGAACAACAACUGCGUGAAUACGAGGACUUUCUGUUCAGAAGGUUGCGCAGAUGGAUUUUACGGAAGUGACUGUUCUUUGUCCUGCAAUAACAACUGCGUCAACAAAGCAUGUAACGUCACUACUGCGGCUUGCACGUUUGGUUGCCAAGGCAGCAUGUACUAUGGGCCCACAUGUAACAGCGCUUGUAACGCGAAUUGUCUGGGCGGCAUCUGCAGCAGGGCCGGAUAUUGUCUGUCAGGAUGUAACGUCGGUUUCUAUGGCGACCAGUGUCAGCUAACGUGCCAAUCGAGCUCCAAAUGCAAUGACGGUACUUGUGGUCGUGUGUCGGGCAUCUGCGACGACUGCCAAGUCUCCCCACCCAGCGUCAAUUGUCCGUCAGCUGUCUGCCCAGCGGGUUUCGCAGGCGACGCCUGUACCACCCCCUGUCCGAGUAGACUGUGCCUCUUCAACAGGUGUGACCGCUACUCGCCCAACCACUGCACAGCCUGUCCGCAAGGGUCUUAUGGCAGCUUGUGUAACAUGACCUGCCCCAACUGCAAGUCUGGCUGUAACCAGAACACGGGUGUGUGUGAUGACGGUUGUAAGGAUGGAUGGUACGGUCAGACGUGCAACCAGCAAUGCAGGAGUGAAUGUGCCUCGUGUGAACGGAACUCCGGAGAAUGUGUGACUUGUAUUGCCGGACGUUGGGGCCUAAACUGUCAACAAAGCUGCAGUGCGUUCUGUCAAAUGACCGUCGAGCAGGGUGUCAACAUGCUAUACUGCGACAAGACCACUGGCGCAUGCAGGCAAGGGGUGUGUCAAGUUGGGUACUGGAGGGCAGACUGCACUCAGGCGUGUCACACAAACUGCCUGACCGAUAACAACGGUAACAGAGUGUGUGAAAUACUUGACGGUAGAUGUACAUUCGGAUGUAAGGACACUUUUUACGGCACCGUAUGCAACGAAACGUGCAGUAUUCGAUGCAAGAAUAGAAUGUGUAAGAAUUACGCUAACAACUGUGACCUCGGCUGCGCUGAUGGUUACUAUGGCGACAGUUGCAGCGGGACAUGCAGUUCGCACUGCGGAGGUAACAAGAAAUGCUUCGCGAACAACGGAACAUGUACUCAAGGAUGUGAACUGAGUUACUACACCCCAAGAUGUGAUACACCAUGUGCUAACACGUGCUUGGACGGUACAUGCGACGCUACUGGGGGUUGUCCGGAUUGCAAGAGAAGUCCUGUGGGACUGAACUGUCGAGUUCAGCAGUGCACACCGGGGUAUUACGGUACCACGUGUGAAAGCAGAUGCCCAGGGGCGCAGUGCAUAAACAACAUGUGUAACCGUCAGAAUGGACACUGUAAUAACGGAUGCAAUACCAACUAUCACGGUUCUUAUUGUACGGAAAUAUGUCAAUGUAGCAGCGGCGGUACGGAGAGGUGUGAGCAGGUUGACGGCUCAUGUAAAUGCAGGACGGGAUGGACCGGCAAGUUAUGUGACAAGUUCUGCAAUGAGGGAUGUUUGGGAUCACAAUGCACACAAGAUGGCACCUGCUUGAAUGGCUGUAAAUCCGGUUACUAUGGCAGCGACUGCAGUGGGACAUGUGACAACUGCGUCGGAAGGAACUGCAGUGGAAGCACGGGGGUCUGUACCAACGGCUGCGUAGCUGGUUACUAUAGCAACAUGUGUAACCUGGCCUGCCCGGCAGAAUGCAAAGAAUGUGGCAGUGCAGGAACCUGCACCAAGUGUAAAGACACCCACUAUGGACUGCCUGCCUGCAACUUGCCAUGUAGUGAGAACUGUGUGGUCACUUCAUCCGGUCGCGUCUGUAACGAGAUCAGUGGGACGUGCUUAGGGGAUUGUAAAGCAGGCUUCUUCGGUGCACAGUGUCAUACAAUAUGCAGCGUGCAGUGCGCUACGGUAAGUUGCGACCGUGGAAGCGGGGCGUGUACCCCAUGUAAGACGGGAUACAGAGGGGUAAACUGCACGGCGACUUGUUCUGGGAAUUGUAAGCCAGGGAAUUACGGUCGAACAUGUGGACAGUUAAACGGCUUCUGUGACAAAGGCUGCAACACCGGUUUCUAUGGGGACGACUGCGUUUUGACCUGCCCGACUAAUUGCGCAAACAAGCAAUGCGACGCCAAUGGGCUUUGCACGGGCUGCACAGAAGGUUAUUACGGCAGCACUUGCGCCAACCAAUGUAGCGGAUGUUUUGAACUUCAGUGCUCCUCAGUGAAUGGAGACUGCAAAACAAAAUGCGUGGCUGGAAAGUACGGGACUAAGUGUAUUUCAAACUGCCUGGAGACUUGCAAUGACAGCACGUGUGAUCAGACGACAGGAAAGUGUGAAGCAAAGGUCACUUACCCUACCCUGCCCCCGGCACCGUCCACAGCGGAUGAUGAGGAGCUGAGUACCGGCGCCAUUAUCGGCAUCGCCGCCGGUUGCUUCGGCGCCCUCGUCAUCAUCAUCGUCUUCGCCUUCUGUUGCUUCUAUCAGAUGAGGCGCGCGGAGGACGCGAAGAGCGAGAUCCACAUACCGGAAGACAUUCUCGAGCGCCUCUCGCACAAGGGUUACACACCGCAAGUGUCUGCACGUGACCUCCACAGCCAAUACUCGACCAGCCUUCCCAACCCAAACUAUAAUCUAGACGGAGAUGAUGAGAAAGAUUUUGUUCUUUUUUAAGAGAAACAAAGCGUGUCAUGCACAUGCUUUGAAGUCAUUUAGAAAAUCACGUUGAGACACAACACGUUUAUGUUUAAAACAUAGCAUUGAAUACAUAUUUUUUAUUUAAGGGACAUUUUCACAGAUUUUGGCAAUGAUUGAAGUUUGUCAUUAAAUGCCUUAAAUUCUAUAAAUGUAUACAUUGGAACUAAAUAGCAUUUAAACCAAUCGGCCAUCCGUGCUCAUACAGUGAAUGGUGUAUUAAAUACUUUAUAUAUAAGCAAUUCUCGUGAUGUCAAAGAAUAGAACGAUAGCAACAUGACUCCCUAAAUUAUUAAAUCGUUUCGAUUUCGUAACGCUUGAUAUUUUUAAGGUUUUACAUUUUCAAAAGAUGCAUAUAAUGAAUAUUUUAGAGCAUGGUAAGUGUUCAGUACUACUGUUUUCUCGCAAAUGUCAUUACAACAUAACUAUUAAAUUUGCAAACCUGAAA
Molecule: messenger RNA, 3284 nt
Organism: Dreissena polymorpha
Lineage: Eukaryota; Metazoa; Mollusca; Bivalvia; Myida; Dreissenidae
Product: multiple epidermal growth factor-like domains protein 6
Exons: 14
Coding region: 107-2815 (902 amino acids)
Molecular function (GO): scavenger receptor activity
Source: RefSeq, a predicted model, not a curated record